Molecule: messenger RNA, 3183 nt
Organism: Rhodotorula toruloides NP11
Lineage: Eukaryota; Fungi; Basidiomycota; Microbotryomycetes; Sporidiobolales; Sporidiobolaceae
Product: telomere maintenance protein
Exons: 4
Coding region: 1-3183 (1060 amino acids)
Biological process (GO): regulation of mRNA stability involved in response to oxidative stress
Cellular component (GO): post-mRNA release spliceosomal complex; cytoplasm; nucleus
Molecular function (GO): mRNA binding
Source: RefSeq, a predicted model, not a curated record
AUGAACGGCGGUCCACCCCCUCCUCCUCCUCCUCCUCCAGGGGACCAUCCCUUCCCCCCUCCUCCUCCGCCUUUGAACCGUCCGCCCUUACCGCAAUCAUACACCACCUCUUCAACGCUCGACGCUCACCGGCGCAUCCAACACCCCCAACAACUCGGCGCAGGAUACGGAGGACAACAACACCAAGAUACCCGCACCCAAUUGUUCGUCUCGAACCUCCCCUUCCGAGUGCGAUGGCAAGACCUUAAGGACUUGAUGAGAAAGUGUGGGACAGUGUUGAGGGCCGAUGUCGCGUUGAGUCCGACGGAUGGACGAAGUCGCGGCUUCGGCGUCGUCCUCUUUGCCAAAGCCGAAGACGCCGCGAAAGCCAUCGCGACCUACCACGGCUACACCUGGCAAACGCGCGUCCUCGACGUGCGAAUUGACGCACAGGAUCCGACGGGCGCUUUGGCGUUGGCUGAAGCGAAUCGGCAACAGGCGGCGCAGAAGGCCCAGCAGCAGGGUCAGAGAGGAAGUCCGGUCUUGCCUCCCCCUCCUCCGCCACCUCCGCCCGGGAUGAUGGGUAUGCCGGGGAUGGCGCCGAUGGGGAUGGUACCGAUGGGAAUGGCGGGGAUGGGGAUGGUCGCUGCGCCUUUCGGACCGAUGCUGGUGCAGGUUCCGUCGCCGCUGGGUCAGACGUUCCUCGCUCCUGCUCAGCAGCAACCGCAGCAGAGGUCGAGCUCGCCGUACCUCUCGCCUGAAGCGGCGAGAUCGUCGCCGACUCAGCUGCAACCGGACCUCGGCUCGUCCAACGUCCAGUCGCGCAACUCGAGCGCUUCGCCUUCUCCCUCGCCCGCUCACUCGCCCGCAGCCGACUCGACCUCUCCGACGAACGAGCGGAAGAGCCCGCUCCUCGCGCCUCCUUCGCGCGAUCCGUCCUCUUCGUCGCCUGUCCCUCCGCCGCCGCCGCCUCCUCCGCCCGGCUCGUCCUCGAAUCCGGAUAUCCCACCGCAGUUCCAGCACCUCAUGGCGAUGCAACACGCGCCUGCUCCUCCCGCGCCUUCCUCGAUCCCCCCGCACCUCCAGCAACACCAACACCCUCACCAGCCGCACCCUCAACAAGCGAUGGUGGUCCCGAUGAUGAGUAUCCACCCGAUGGGAUACGCCGUCCCCGCCGCCGGUCUGCUAGGGUACUACCCCUCGAACGGCAGUGGGCGUCCAGGCUCCGCCCCUCCCGGCGCAGGCGCAGGCGCAGGACCGCACGGGUCAGGCCAGUACACGAACCGGCACCUGUUCGUAGGCAACUUGCCCUUCAACUGCCAGUGGCAGGAACUGAAGGACUUGAUGCGCGGCGCGGGGAACGUCUUGAGGGCGGAUAUUGCCCAGGGUCCGGAUGGAAGGAGUCGAGGGUUCGGGAGCGUGUUGUUUGCGAGUCAGGGGGAUGCGGAGAGGGCCGUGGGCAUGUUCAAUGGGUACGAGUUCAAUGGGAGGGCGUUGAAGGUCCACUUCGACAAGUUCGCUGGUGCCGCCGUCAACCCGAACCAAAACGGGCCCAACUCGUCCAACGGUCCUUCGCACCACUACCCUCCCCCGCCACCUCCUCACCACGCCUACCCUCCCCCUCCGCCUCCUCAGCAUCCCUACCCCUACGCGAACGGCCAGCAGCACCAGCAGCAGCAACAGCAGUUCGUCAUGCCUUUUCCGACGAGGGCCGCGGGUGCGGGAGAGGGGUAUGUUGGUGCGCCGAGUCCGUUGGCGCAGUUGGCGUUUGGCGAACGGAGGGAGAAGGAGGGGAGUUUGACGGAGAGUCGGCCUGGGACGGCGGUCAAGCGGGAGGAGCAGGCGGAUGCGACGGAGGUAGGAGCGAGCGAAGGCGCCGAGGGUGGAGAAGGGGACGAGGAAGAGCGCACGAAGUAUGCGCGAGAGCCGACGGUGUCGAGUCAUCACCUCGUUCACCCUCGCCCGCAUGCGCAUCCGCACCCAGCAUCCUCCUUCUCACGAGGCCACCACCAUCCGGCUGCACCCUCCCGCAUCGCCAUGCCUCCACCUCUACCUUUCGCCUCUCUCGCCGGCUACGCGGGCGCGACGAGCGCUUCAGCAGCGACGCCGAGCGGUCCCUUCUCGCCGCUCGGCCACCCAACCUCGACCCGCCUCGCCGGUCUCGGUCCUAUGACGCCCUCGAUGCCCGCCUUCACCUUUGGCGGCGCAGGACCGUUCGCCGCACAGCCGACUCCGCCAAUCAUGCCAGGCGGGAUGUUCUCGCCAGGCGACUUCAACGUCGGACCGUUCUCCCCCGGCGUGCCGUUCUUUGGCGGUCACCAGCAACCGAACGGUACACAGGGAGCAGGAGCAUGGAAAAACGUCGCGCCUGGACAGCAGACGCCCGGUUUCAACCCGAUGUUCCCGGCGUACCCGUACUCUGCCGCACACGCCGGCGUCAACGGCGAGUAUGCGCAGCAGGAGGAUGAGGAGCAGCAUCCGCAGCUUGGCGAGGAGGAGCAUCAGCCGUCGGGCGAGGCGGAGCAAGAGUCUCGGCGGCAAGAAGCGUCGGACGAGCCGAGUUACUUCCCGCCCGUUUCGGCGCCCUCGCCUGCAACGACUAUCACGCGCUCGCCUCUCGUCCCUCACUCGGCAUCCGCUCCUCCUCUCUCGCCUCGCAUCUCGCCCAUCCAGGACCGACCGUCGCUCGACGACGCUCGCACGGGCGCGAACGGUCCGGGACACUCUGUCUCGGAGACGCUCGCCCUCUCGAACGCCUUUGAAGGCCUCGCUGUCGGCGGACGCGGAGCGAGUCGCAGCCUGCAGAACAGCCCGCGACCGCAGGCGCAGGCACAGCUCGAUGUUGGCGGCGGAGGCGCGUUCGGGUCGAGCUUGCAGCCUGGCUGGGCUGAGGGCCUUUCGCCGCCGGCGUCGGCCGAGGAGAAUGGCGAGCCGAAUCGUAGGAGGUCGCUGGUUGCUCCGGCUGGAUCGGCGGCAGGAUUGGGAGGCGGAGAAGGCGCGGCGGGUGCAGCUCAACGAGGCGUGUCGGUCGGGCCGACGGCGAAGGAACUCGGCGCGGGGCUCGUCGUCCCUGACAUCGGCGCCACGGGUGGACCGAGGCGGGCGAGUAUGGAUUCGAGCUCGCCUGCGCUCGCAGCAGGAGCUGGGGGAGCGCCGUCGUCGAGGGGAGGACGCGCAGCUUUCGGGACUUCGAUCUGGGGAUAG